Eruca vesicaria subsp. sativa (arugula) is the source of this 669-nucleotide messenger RNA. The record is from the annotation of a GenBank genome assembly. NCBI's taxonomy places the organism in Eukaryota, Viridiplantae, Streptophyta, Magnoliopsida, Brassicales, Brassicaceae.
GUAAACCACACCAAGAGAGAGAUAGUAGAAGUAAAAGAAAAGUGAAACAAGAAAAUGGAGAAGAGUGAUGCUCAUCACAAGACUAGCAACGGCGUUUCCGGUGGUGAUGCCACGGAGAAAUGGGAGGAUGGUAGUACGGGGCUCCGAACCACCGAGACAAUGCUCCGUUUAGCUCCGGUGGGUCUUUGCAUUGCGGCUCUUGUUAUCAUGCUUAAAAAUUCUCAGGAUAAUGAGUUCGGGUCAAUUUCUUACGCAAAUCUCUCAGCUUUCAGGUACUUGGUGCACGCAAAUGGAAUAUGUGCAGGCUACUCGCUUCUCACAGCAGUCAUUGCUGCCAUGCCUGGUUCUUCUUCCACAAUGCCUCGUGUUUGGACCUUCUUCUGUCUGGACCAGAUUCUGACCUACUUGGUUCUUGCUGCUGGAGCUGUGUCUACUGAAGUUCUGUACUUAGCAUACAAAGGAGACGAUGCCAUUACGUGGAGCGAUGCGUGUAGUUCCUUUGGCAGUUUCUGCCAUAGAGCCACUGCUUCUGUCAUAAUCACAUUCGUUGUGGUUUGCUUAUAUGUCGUUCUCUCUCUAAUCUCCUCCUACAAGCUCUUUACUCGCUUUGAUCCCCCAGCCAUCGCUGACUCUAACAAAAACGUUGAAGUUGCUGUCUUCGGAAGUUAA